This is a messenger RNA of Hibiscus syriacus, 1341 nucleotides long. RefSeq names its product ethylene-responsive transcription factor ESR2-like. The record is from RefSeq and is a predicted model, not a curated record. NCBI's taxonomy places the organism in Eukaryota, Viridiplantae, Streptophyta, Magnoliopsida, Malvales, Malvaceae. Gene Ontology annotation, molecular function: DNA binding; DNA-binding transcription factor activity. The transcript is spliced from 2 exons. Gene Ontology annotation, biological process: regulation of DNA-templated transcription. Bases 1 to 1341 code for a protein of 446 amino acids.
AUGGAGCACUUGGCGACCUAUAGAGCUGCAACAGCGAGGGAAGAGAGAAGAGUUGCUAUAGAGCUGCAACAGCGAGGGAAGAGAAAAGAGUUGCUGCAACAUUGGAGGCUUUAUCGCAACGAGCACUUAGCGACCAAUGAGUUUCGGCCUAUGGAAGAAACAUUUAAAAACCUACACGGCAAGAGUUAUGUAUCCUACCCAAAUACUAGCGACUCCAUCACUGACUAUCCAAAGAAGUGCGUCUCCUCAGCGGAUACCGCCGUUUCCGCCACCACAACAGCGGCGAACAAGAGGUCUCUCAGAGGAAAUGGUAGCUCCGGUGGAACGAUGAGGUAUCGUGGUGUUCGCCGCAGGCCGUGGGGUCGUUAUGCUGCUGAGAUACGAGACCCGCAGUCCAAGGAACGGCGUUGGCUCGGGACCUUUGACACCGCCGAGGAGGCCGCUUGCGCCUACGACUGUGCAGCUCGAUCUAUGCGUGGGAUCAAGGCUCGAACCAAUUUCGUUUACCCGGCGACCGAGCCUCACUCAGCGAGCGACCAUCUCCUUCCACCUUUUACCUUUUCGAAGCAGUCACAGUCAUCCAUCAGGGAUAUUAACUGCAUCCGUCAUCAGUUUGGCCAAUCUUCUAACUGCCCAUCGUUUGCUAACUCACAUACCGGAGACUUCUCCGUUGGGUCUUCUGCUCAACGAAACCCUUCUUUGAACAUGGUUCUCUUCCGCAACCUCUUGAAUUCAUCCAAUUCAUCUCUCCACGAGCCAACUCCUCAGUCUCCGGCGGACCAUAUUCCAUUCGUCAACGGAAGUACUUCAUCUCUGCCUUUCACUUAUUCAGCUUAUUCAAGCGUUUUUCACGGUGGAUCUUUGUUGAAACCGGCUACCAACACUACUCUAAUGGCAACAGAUAGCGUAUCCGAUUCUUUCACAGGGUCUACCAUGACACUCCCUCUCAAGGAACCCAAUUCAAGUAAUGAAACUGUCGAUGAUACGGAAUUCUUCCCGCAGGGGCCUUCUGACUCCGGCUUGUUGCAUGAAAUAAUCCAAGGGUUCUUACCGAAGAAAUCAGGUGACCUUACAGUUAACUCAAACUGCACUCAGCAUUCAAAAGUCGUCCCUGUAAUCGAUGUGAAGAAGGAACAUUUAGAUUUUUAUGGCGAUUACAAUCAAGGGUUCACUCAGCAGUCGGAGAGUUUCAGUGGAUUCACUGUCUCCGAAACGAAGCCCUAUGCUUAUAAUGAUAUACCAAUGAAACACCUACAGGUAGGUCAAGACUGCUUGCUAGAUGAUAUCUUUCAGUACCAAGAUUUCAUGGGUUCCUUAGCAGCUAGGGUUCAAAAUGCUUGA